AUCAGUCUAGAUCUAGUAAAAAUAACAUAAAACAAUAACUUACUGCUUCCAGUUAGGCUAUUUAAAACAAGCUGUUCCACUAUGAAAAUCGACACGAUAAAGCAAUUUUAGACGUGCUGUUUAAACACUCAUUUCAUCAAGUCGAUACUCAUUGACAUCGAUAUUGGUCUGCUGUACCUCAAAUGAGAUGUCAUCUUCUACGGUAAUGCCGAUGAUAAUGCUAACGCUGGUUAAGUUCAGCCUUGGAGCAUAUAUACCGACGGAGUUUCAAUCGGACUGGCCAGUUGGUGACCCAAGGCGAUGCCAAGAGCAGUCACGGUCUAGUCAAUUUAAAGCUGAUCGUUUUGAGGUACUGCCUGGCAUAGGCUGGGACAAUCUCCGGAACCUGGAGGCAGGGAUGGUCGUGACCUACAACUUCAGCAAGUGUAAAGGCACGGACGACGGUCAGUUUCUCAUCCCCGAUGACGUCUUCACUGUCCCUAUCAAGUACAGUAGAGUGGAGACGUUCGCUGAGAUCAUCGACAGCUGGCACUCCUCCAAGUCUCUGACCUCCAACACCGUCAACAUCCAUGCCGGGUUCAGCUUUGGCGGGGUCUUGGUCAGUGGCAAGUUCUCCUACGAGCAUGAGAACAUCAAGUCCACCCAGAUAGAGGACAAGGCGGUCACCGUCAGGGUGCAACUCAGAUACCACAGGUACGAAGUCAAGCUACAACCAGAUCCUAUACUGAGUCCACAGUUCAAAAGCCGGCUGUUAAACAUCGCAACUUAUCUGGAGUUAAAUCAAACCCAACAGGCCAGAUACGAAGGACAACUCUUGGUUCGAGAUUUUGGGACUCACGUGAUCACCAGUGUCACGGCCGGGGCUGGCCUGGUCAAGGACGAUUUUAUCAGCCGACACUACGCCUCCUCUGAGAGUACUAGCAAAACGUCCAUUCUCGUGUCUGCCAGUGCUUCCUACCGUCAACUGUUCAAGUUUAGCGCCGCCUAUGGACACAUCAGCCAACAGACAGACACCAGCGCUUACCUAGACCAGCUCACUCACUCUUUCAUUCACACGUUCGGUGGACCGAACUUCCGGUCAAACAUGACCGUGGACGAGUGGGCCCUGGAAGUGGACAACAACCUGGUCCCCAUGGACAGGACGGGAGACCCUCUGUAUUUCUUUAUCACAACACAGACGCUACCAGAGUUACCGCGCUUUACAGUUGCUGAAGUUGAAAACCUGGUAAAGGAGUCGAUCGAGACGUACUAUGAGAUGAACACCAUACGAGGCUGUACAAAACUCGAUGCUCCAAACUUUAGUUUCUCUGCUAACUUUGACGACGGCUCGUGCCAUUCACAGGCUGCUAACCUUACGUUUGGAGGUGCUUAUCAGACCUGUGAGGUCUCAGGUAGUUUCCUAAAUAUGAACCCAUGUGACGGCCUUAGUCAAGUUAACCCAAGGGCUGGGGGUUACGCUUGUCCACCCUCGUACUCGCCAGUGCUGCUCCUUACUGUCGCCGGAUCGCCAAAUGUGGAGUCGAAUCGUUUUUGUCAACGCUGUAAGCAUCAUCAUCAGUGUUGCCACACCGAGCAGUUCGUCUCGUCCUCCACCUACUCCAGCUACUGGUGUGCGGCUACAGGCCCAGUUGAGAGAGACUCGGGCUAUCUGUUUGGUGGUUUUUACACGGGCGGCGGCAAAAACCCCAUCACGGAUACGGUGGGCUGCCCCACUGGCUUCUACCCACUCCACAUACUACGAGACACCACACUGUGUCUCAGCGAUGACUACGAAACUGAGAUGCAGUUCUCUGUUCCGUUUGGUGGUUUCUUCACUUGCCGCUCAGGAAAUCCACUAGCACUUGGCAUCUCUCCGCGUGGGGGUGCAAAUCAGAGACAGCCCCCGCCGAACUCUCUGAAAGAUUUCAUUUUCCGACACAGAGGUUCAGAAGCAUAUCCACAAAAAUGCCCCACCGGUUACAGCCAGCACUUGCUUACUGUUGAAGAUGGCUGCUCCGUUUACUACUGCAUACAGACCGGUUAUCUUGCUGGGCCUAACCUACCACCAUUGAAGAGACCACCUUUUAUGAAGAAACCACCAAUCAUUGUAGACAAAGAGAAUGCAUCUGUGUUGGACCCUGCUACACGGACUUGGACGAACGAUGAGAAAGCCAAAGAGAUCGAGAGGCCACUGGAACUGAAUGAAACAGUUAUCGUAGAGUCUUCCACUGUCUCACAUCCUGCAAGUGUGACACCCGAUGCCGGCACAAUUUUAGCUGGUGUUGUCUUUGGUGCGCUAGCUGCCUGUCUGCUGUUUGCCUUAAUGCUGACUCUCCUUCUGUACAGACGUCAUAACAGUAGCCGUGAAGGUCACUACAGGAGGCUGUCAGAACAAUCAGAGAGCACAGUGACCUAUGGCUCAAGCUAA
Messenger RNA from Physella acuta, 2407 nucleotides. Its product is annotated as macrophage-expressed gene 1 protein-like. The record is from RefSeq and is a predicted model, not a curated record. Lineage: Eukaryota; Metazoa; Mollusca; Gastropoda; Physidae.